Messenger RNA from Chilo suppressalis (striped riceborer), 1106 nucleotides. NCBI's taxonomy places the organism in Eukaryota, Metazoa, Arthropoda, Insecta, Lepidoptera, Crambidae. The record is from the annotation of a GenBank genome assembly.
AAAUAAUAUAAAUGACUGUCAAAUGACUGAUUGAUGUUAGAUAAUUUACCAGUAGAUGUUUUAUUUUAAUUACCUUUAUCUAGAUAAACAAAUUUAAUUAAAAAAAACUAUCAAGUUUACCUACUUUUGUUGUAAUCGAUGACAGAAGAGAAAGGAGAAAAGGGAGAAGAUGAAGAUACCAUCGGCAUUUACGUAGGCGGUAGAAAUGCAGACGGUGAGCGGCACGGUGAAGGUUGGGCUGUGCUGCCGAAUGGAGACUUCUACCAGGGCUGCUACUGCCGAGGACUCAGAAACGGGAAGGGAUUGUACGUCUUCAAGAACGGGGCACGAUAUGAAGGAGAAUGGCGACGUGCAAUGAAAUACGGCACUGGCAACAUGCUUUAUCCAGACGGCUCGCGAUACGAAGGCGAUUGGAGACAUGACCAAAAGCAGGGCUUUGGAGCUUACUACUACCCAAAUGGUGACAUUUAUGAAGGUGCAUGGUUCAAGGGCAAGAGACAUGGGCUCGGCACGUAUUUUUACGCAGAAUACCAGGUCAAAUUUAUGGGGACAUGGGUGGACGGAGUUAUCGAGGGACCCGGGCAAAUUAUAUAUCCCCGCGUGCGCUUCCACGGUUCCUGGCUGAAAGGCAAACCAAGAGGACCUGGAUGCUUUGUAUUCGAUACGAACUGCAUGCAACAUGGUUUCUACUUGCUAACAAAUGACCCUGCGUUAGAGGAGUAUGGAGAAGGUGAGGAGGAAAGAGAGGACAAGGAGAUUAAAGAGGAGAGAUUAGAGGAAGAAGAUGAAGUAGAGAUUGAUGAAACAUAUGGUAAAGUCGCGGUGUGGCGUGCUCGUAAUGUGACUGCAUACAUGGCGGAAUUCCUGCCACCGGAACCAGUGCCGCUGCCUGUCCACGACUCUGUACCAUCACUCACCGAUGAAAGUUUUGAAUGUGAGGUUGUCCACUUUGAACCUCCUUCGGUCGCGGUCGAAGAGGAAGGCGCUGACGACAACGACUCGUGGCUACUGCACCGCCAGAAGUUCCUAGAGGAGACUGAACAGCAAAAAGAGGAAGAUUGAUUGUGGAAUAAAGACUGCUAAGAUCUUUAAUAGGAUUUUAAUGU